AUAAAAGAUGUUAAUACAAAAAAAUAUACGAUUUUUAUAACUUCUAAUCAAGAUACUAAUGAAUAUAAAAAUCAUUCAAUUUUUAAAGUCUGUAAUUUUAAUAAUUUUAUUAAUACCUUUAAAUCAGUUAUGAAAUGGAUUCCUAUCAAUUCUUCUCAAACCAAUAAUCAAAAUAUCACAAAUAAUAUUGACAAUAACGAUAUUGGUAAUAUAUUAAGAUAUUCAUUAUUAGAAAAAAAUAGUCCUUUACAAUAUUUAAAACAAAAAAGAAAAUUAUUUGGAAAUUCGAAAGAAAUAACUUUUAAUAAUGAUAAUCAAAAUAAUGAUAAUCAAAAUGAAGAUAUAUUUAAUAAUUUAGAAAAAGAAGUUGAUAGUAUAGUCGAUAAAGAACUUAAAGAUAAUGAUGGAACUAUUGAUAAAUAUGUAUAUUUCAAUUUAAGAAAAACAAAGGAGAUUAAUUUUUGUGAAUCUGAGCAUUCUUUAUGUGAAGAUUCUGAUGAUGAUGAAUUUAUUCCUAAAGAUAAAAUUAUUUUUAAAGAACAAAUGAUAAAAGUAAAUGAUAAAAAAUUUAAAAUAAGAAAAGAAAAGAAAGAAAAAGGAAAAAGAUUAACAAAAAAGGAACAAUUGAAAAGAGAAGUUAAAGAUCUUCUUGUUAACUCUGAAGAUUUUUUCAAAUGGAGAUCCGAUACAUCAAGAACACCACGAAAUAAAGUUCGAGAUGGGAUGAACAAAACUAUUAUUAAAGAAAUUCAAGAUGAAUCAGGUAAUAAUAAUAAAAAAAUUAGUAAACAUUUUACUGUUAGAAAUAUUGAAAAUUUUAGUUAUUGUGGAUUAGAAUUUAAAAGUGCUGAAAAAAUUACAUUUUUUGAAUAUGAAUAG
Molecule: messenger RNA, 879 nt
Organism: Cetraspora pellucida
Lineage: Eukaryota; Fungi; Glomeromycota; Glomeromycetes; Diversisporales; Gigasporaceae
Source: the annotation of a GenBank genome assembly